Messenger RNA from Drosophila teissieri, 1092 nucleotides. Its product is annotated as phospholipase A1 member A. Gene Ontology annotation, biological process: lipid metabolic process. Lineage: Eukaryota; Metazoa; Arthropoda; Insecta; Diptera; Drosophilidae. The transcript is spliced from 5 exons. The record is from RefSeq and is a predicted model, not a curated record. Gene Ontology annotation, molecular function: lipase activity. The coding region runs from base 33 to 1064 and encodes 343 amino acids.
AUAAUUAGAAGAGUUCUCAAACGAAUUUAAGAAUGACGAAUAAUGUCUUGUCGUUGCUGGUUUUAAUUGGUUUUCUAUGUGUUAUUCUCGUUGCUGGUUUUUUGGAUGAGGAAAUGAACUGUUUUUCCCUGCGUAACGAACUUUGUCCUAACAGCAACAUUUCCUUUUGGCUCUACACAAAAGAAAAUCAGGAGGGAAAGAAGCUUCCAACAGUUGGACUUGUCAAGGAUUCAUUUUCUCCCAGCAAACCUCUUAAGGUUCUGAUCCAUGGCUUUAAUGGGCACCGCGAUUUCAGUCCCAAUAUCCAGCUACGUCCGCUGUUCUUGAAACAGGAUUAUAAUGUCUUAUCCUUGGACUAUGCAAAACUAGCCCAUGAACCCUGCUAUACGGAAGCCGUUCACAAUGCCAAAUAUGUAGGUCAAUGUACGGCUCAGUUUCUGCAAAAACUCAUCGACGAAGGAUUGGUCAGGACAGAGGAUCUGCAUCUAAUUGGCUUGGGCUUGGGCGCUCAUGUGGCUGGGUUCGUUGGCCAGUUUAUGCAGCAGCACAAGCUGGAGCACAUCACUGGCCUCGAUCCGGCAAAACCACUUUACCUGGUCAACGAUACGGCGGAAAAGCUCGAUCCCACUGAUGCCAAGUUCGUGGACGUCGUGCACACGGAUGUGAUGCUACUUGGCUUACUGGAUGCAGUGGGUCACGUGGACUUCUACCUGAACAUGGGUGUAUCACAGCCCAACUGCGGACCCGUUAAUCAGAUGGAGACUCAUGUCUGCUACCAUAACCGAGCCGCCGACUAUUAUGCCGAGUCUAUUUCGUCCACUUCUGGAUUCUAUGGCUUCUACUGUCCCAGUUUUAAGAGCUUCGCGACUGGGAUCUGUGUUCCCAAACAGAAUAUACAGCUGAUGGGCUUCCACGUCCAUCCGGAAGCGAGGGGCAGGUAUUUUCUGGAAACCAAUAAUGGCCCUCCAUAUGCCAAGGGGGAGAACUUUUCCACUAUAAACCGCCAACUUAAAGGUCGCACUUACGUGAACGACGAUAUCAUAGAAACAUUGCUUGAAACAUAGUAAAGAUCUGAAGAAUGCUUCUGAAUUC